Messenger RNA from Bombyx mandarina (wild silkworm), 1453 nucleotides. It is a transcript of the gene Grx5, whose product is annotated as Glutaredoxin 5. Lineage: Eukaryota; Metazoa; Arthropoda; Insecta; Lepidoptera; Bombycidae. The record is from RefSeq and is a predicted model, not a curated record. Gene Ontology annotation, cellular component: mitochondrial matrix.
UUAGUGAUGAAAUUUGUUAUUGGCUGUCUGAAAUUUUAGCUUUAUAAAAUUCGUCAAAGAAAAACUGCGUACAUAUCUAAUAUUAUAAACUAGAAUAUAUCUGUGUUAACAUGAACACCUUAGUCAGAAGAAGUUUUCAAGCAUUUAAUACCACAUUGAAGAUAUCCUGUCGCGCAUUUUCAGAAGCUGGAAUAAAUGACAAAAUUGAAAAAAUAGUUAAAAAUAACAAAGUCGUGGUGUUUAUGAAAGGCGUACCGGACGCGCCAAGAUGCGGUUUCAGUAAUGCUGUUGUUCAGAUUAUGAGGAUGCAUGCAGUUCCGUACGAGAGCCAUGAUGUGUUGAGUGAUGAAAAUCUUAGACAAGGUAUAAAAGAUUAUUCGAAUUGGCCUACAAUACCUCAAGUCUUUAUCAAUGGUGAAUUUGUUGGUGGUUGUGACAUAAUGCUGCAGAUGCACCAAUCUGGUGAACUCAUUGAGGAACUGAAGAAAGUGGGUAUAAAAAGUGCACUUUUAACAGCUGAAGAGGCAAAGCAAGGGGAGAAGAAAAAUUAAAAUACCCAUCUCAGGUAUUAUGUAUUUGAUUUUGUAGUUUUCUAUUUGUAUUAGAAAUUAUUGUUUUAAUUCAUUUUAAGUGGUGGUACUGUAUAGAAACAAAGACAUAAUUGUUAAAAUUAAAGUAUUUAUGAAGAAAUCUCUGAUGUAAUAAGAAUUUGUUAAAGUGUGACGAUUUUUUGUUUUUGAAAGCCCAAGUCCUUAUAUUAUUUGUGUUGUUUUAAUAAUUUUGUUGUAAUAGUUAGUGCUUAGUUUUAGGUAGUUAUUGUGAAAUAAAGUAAUGCAAGUUUAAGAGCUCUUUAUUUAAUAAUUAGCUGUACAUUCGAGUUAGUAUACUUUUUGGGCACAUAAUAAUUUUUUCUUAAUCUAAGUACCAUACUCCAUGUAAAAUAAAUUGGUUGGAUUAACAAUGUAGUCAAUAUUAAAAGACGAAAAUAUGGCAGAUCAUUUAUUUACGAGUACUCAUUCAAAAAUACUCUCACAAACGACAAUAAAUAUAUAAAAAAAGAUAAAUAAAUUGAUGCAGGCAAGUUAUGGCAAUCUAUGAUAUAAAUAAUUUGUGUGACACUUCCCUGCACUUAAGAAUUUAGUAAAUUUUAGUUUUGCUACCUUUGAAAUAAAACAUAUUUUUAAUGGUAGUUAUAAAAAUGAAACUUGUAUAAAUAAACUUAAAAUAAAAUAACAAAAACAUUCUCACAAUGUGAAUGAGUCUUAAUUUGGUGUCACACAUUAGUCAAGCCUAACAUUAGCACCAUUUUAUCUUACAAAUAAUUUUGUGACUUUGCUGAGAAUUUCAUAUAAAAGUUAAAAAAUAUCUAAUGCUAUGAUAUAAAUAGAGAGAUUUAAACAAUAUAAAUGAUUUCUCCAAUUUGAGCCAAAGGUUAACAUUACUGAACAAAAAU